Messenger RNA from Melanotaenia boesemani (Boeseman's rainbowfish), 4549 nucleotides. RefSeq names its product adducin 1 (alpha) (gene add1). Gene Ontology annotation, cellular component: cytoskeleton; postsynaptic density; focal adhesion. The record is from RefSeq and is a predicted model, not a curated record. NCBI's taxonomy places the organism in Eukaryota, Metazoa, Chordata, Actinopteri, Atheriniformes, Melanotaeniidae. The coding region runs from base 130 to 2733 and encodes 867 amino acids. The transcript has 16 exons. Gene Ontology annotation, molecular function: actin filament binding. Gene Ontology annotation, biological process: barbed-end actin filament capping; positive regulation of establishment of endothelial barrier; positive regulation of adherens junction organization.
GCGAGGACAAGCGCAGAGAGAUAAACCCACUCCAGGGUAGGGGAUAAAAACAUUGAAAACCUUCGUCCAGCCUACGCUCAGCUUUGUUUUAAUUUCACCACCAUAUUUAAGAGAGGGAGGCCACCCAGGAUGAACGGUGAGUCAGGUGCCGGAGUGGUGACGGCCCCCCCUCCCACCACAGCCCCACACAAGGAGAGGUACUUUGACCGAGUGGAUGAGAGCAGCCCCGAGUACCAGAGGGAGAGGAACAUGGCGCCUGACCUGCGACAGGAUUUCAACAUGAUGGAGCAGAGGAAAAGGGUCUCCAUGAUAUUACAGAGCCCGGCAUUUUGUGAUGAGCUGGAAACGAUGAUCCAAGAUCAGCUGAAGAAAGGGAAGACGCCCACAAGCCUGUUGGCGCUGCAGCAGAUUGCAGACUUCAUGACCACCAGCAUGCCUUCCAUGUAUCCUGCUGCACCACAAGGAGGCAUGGCAGCACUCAACAUGAGUUUGGGGAUGGUAACUCCUGUCAAUGAUCUUCGCGGCUCAGACUCCAUUUCCUACGACAAGGGUGAAAAACUGCUCCGCUGCAAGCUGGCCGCUUUUUAUCGACUUGCUGACUUGUUUGGCUGGUCUGAGCUCAUCUAUAACCACCUCACAGUCAGAGUGAACUCAGACCAGGAGCGCUUCCUUAUUGUCCCCUUUGGUCUCCUUUAUAGCGAAGUAACUGCUUCCAGUCUGGUCAAGAUAAACCUCCAAGGUGAGAUAGUGGACCGAGGAAGCACCAACCUCGGCGUCAACCAGGCCGGCUUCACUCUCCACUCUGCCAUCUAUGCUGCACGGCCUGAUAUCAAGUGUAUUGUGCAUAUACACACAGCAGCAGGUGCUGCGGUAUCUGCCAUGAAAUGUGGGCUGCUGCCGAUCUCACCUGAGGCUCUGUCCCUGGGUGAGGUGGCUUACCAUGACUACCACGGCAUACUGGUGGAUGAGGAAGAGAGUACACUCAUACAGAAGAACCUUGGGCCAAACAGCAAGGUUCUCAUUUUAAGAAACCAUGGCUUGGUGUCAGUAGGAGAAACUGUGGAGGAAGCUUUUUAUUACAUCCACAACCUGGUCACUGCCUGUGAGAUCCAGGUGCGAACACUGGCCAGCGCUGGAGGGCCAGAUAAUCUGGUCAUGUUGGACCCAGCAAAGUAUAAGCUGCGCCCACGGGUCCCUGAGCCAGCUGGCGAUGGGUCCUCAACACACCCUAAGUGGCAAGUCGGGGAGCAGGAGUUUGAGGCUCUCAUGAGAAUGCUUGACAACUUGGGCUACAGGACAGGUUAUCCUUACCGCUGUCCAGCAUUGCGAGACAAAGGUAAAAAGUACAGUGACGCGGAGCUCGCUUCCUCCGCCCACGGUGGUUACACAUACGGGGAGGACAGCGACUCUGGCGCUCGCUCCCCGCUGAAACACAGCUUCCAGCGCGGCCAGCGCGACAAGACCCGCUGGCUCAAUGCCGGUGGCCGUCCCGACGAGCCCUGCGAGGACGGGCCCGACGGCAGCAGCCCCAAGUCGAAGCCUAAGGUGUGGACGAACAUAACACAUGAUCACGUCAAACCCUUGCUGCAGUCUCUCUCGUCCGGUGUCUGCGUGCCAAGCUGUAUAACCAACUGCUUGUGGACAAAGGAGGAUGGGCUCCGCCAGGCGGCUGUAGCCAAUCAGUUCAUCCCUUUGAAUACCAACCCUAAGGAAGUCCUGGAAAUGAGAAAUAAGAUCCGGGAGCAGAACCUGCAGGACAUAAAGACAGCGGGGCCCCAGUCUCAGGUUCUGUGUGCUGGCACUGUAGUGGAACGCACCUUCAACCAGGGCGAGCUAGUGACCGCAUCCAAGGCCAUCAUUGAAAAGGAGUACCAACCCAAGGUUAUUGUCAGCAAGCAGGGUCCCAACCCCUUCACUAAACUCACUGACCAGGAGCUGGAGGAAUACCGCCGGGAGGUAGAGCAGAAACAGAAAGGAGGUGAAGUGCUGCAGCCAGACGACUGUAAGGAGGGAUCAUCCUCCAGCGUAACCAGUCCAAAGCCUGAAAUUUCAGGACAGGACCAAACACCAACCUCCACACUUCUACAAUCAACUGACUCACCCAACUUAGAGAAAGCCCAGCCUCCAGCUCCCACCCCAGCCUCUGAGCUGAGCUCCUCUUCUCAAGGCCUGUCUGGAGGCUGUGACGCAGCUCCAAGUGACGCAGCCUCUGCAGGGACAAUUGCAGAUGACGUAUUUUCAGCUUCAGACGAUGUCUUAUCAGCCCCUGAUUCGCCACAUAAGGAGUUCCACAGUGCCGUGCUGCAAGCACUCAGCAAGGAUCCGAUGGUGGGGGAGGAAGCUAAGGCAGGUCAGGUUCCAGAUCCAGAGCAGCAAGUAGAGCCUGAAGAGGAAGCCAAAGGCCCAAAACCUACAUCCACACCACCUAGCACCCCGGUUAGAGCAGAGGAAGAGUCCCUGCCCGAACAGACCUAUAAGGAUGAGAGUGAUGCAGCCACCCUGAGACAGACCCUUCCUGAUUUGACACCAGACGACCCCUCCGACGCUCCAGCACUUCCUGCUGAAGACUCCACCCCUGCGCCUGCCAGCGCAGACACAGCCGAGGGGGAGGAACCCGCCGACGCCGCGGACCAGGAAGGCGACGAAUCUCCCAGCAAAUCACCCUCCAAAAAGAAAAAAAAGUUCCGUACUCCUUCCUUCUUAAAGAAAAACAAAAAAAAGACAGAGUCCUAGAUAGGAGAAUGUUGGAUCAGUCCUCCAGGCUGUCCCCUGCUUCUUUUCAUUUUUGUCUUCUAUCUUUGCACCCUUUGAGCAAACCCCACUUCCACGCUGUUAUGCUUUUAUUUUCUUUUGUUAUUUUUUAUAUAAUUUGUCGCUGGCUUAUUAACCAAUAUUUCCUUGUUAGUUUGUGCCAAUUUUGUAUACAUUGUAAUAACAAUUGCAUAAAGGUUUUUAAUUAUUAGAGGCUUUUUAGUUCAGAGUGAUGUGGUGUGUCCACUGCACCUGGCCUUUUAUGCAUGUCUGUUACUACAGACUCACAGAUGUGAGGUUGUAGAGUUUUAUCCCAUUUUUUUAACUAUUACUUAACCAUUGUAACCACUAGAAUGUAUUGGGAUUGUAUCAAAAUAUGUCAAGUGUCUUUCUAAAAAAAAACAAACCAGUUAAUGCAGAAAGAGAAACUCGCUCCAUCUUAUAAAACUGGAGGUAAAAUUCUGACAGGGAGACCUACACAUUGCAUUUUAUUACUUACAUCCCUGGAGCUGUGCAUUAAAGUGUAAUUGCAUAUUAACAAAUCAAGAAAGCUACAGUUGAGCUCUUUUGAAAGGAAUCAUAAUGCUUUUUUUCCCUAAAUAAAUCAUUCAGUACAUUCAAUUUUAAUCUCAUGUUUGACUUUUUAACUCAACCUCUACUACUCCAAAGUGGCUUAAUUCGUUCACAAACCAGAUUCAUUUCUCUGCAAAGAAAUCUCCAAACCCGUCUGCAGACAAUAUUAUCAAGACCUUUGAUACUGAGUGUAAUUGUCAAAGGAUUAAUCAUCCCUGAUGUGAGCAAACAUUGUGCUUAAUGAUUACUCUGAGGCUUAAUUCAGUGUAUUUACCACUGGCUUUAGGGAAAAGGAAUGUCUAAGUUUAUGUAUUUUAUUCAGAUAGUUGGGUGUUGCUUUGCUAUUGAUUUUCCCCUUGGUUUCUCUUUGUUAAUGUGAAAGUCAUAAUCUGGCAGCAGUGCUAAAUUUUAUGGGGGAUUACAUAUUUUUAGUUUUUAUUUUUAUUUUAUCUUAUUAGCCCUCUAAUGCUUUUUCCUCAGAGUAAAUUGAGCCAUGAUUACUUGCUGUGAAGGAGCACUGUGAACCUCCUGUUUUCUAACCCACUGUUCGGGAACUAGUACCACACACUGCUUUCAAUGAGUCACAGUUAAUUACAGAGAACACACAAGUGCACUGUUGGAAAGCUGCACGAUCAGUUAUAGCUCAGAAGUUUCCCGAGUUAAAAUGCCGCUCUGAGGAAAAAUGCUUUGAAUACUUGGCAGUAAAUGUAAUAUAUACACUGGAGAAAUGAUUCAUUAUGUUGAUUCGGAGUAUUAAUUCCAGUCAAUUAACUUUCAUCCGGUUUUUAAUGAAUAGUGAACUGAAAGUAAAAAACUAUCAGAUUGCAUCAUCUAAUUGAAUAUGCUUGAAAAUCUUUGCCCUCGCUCACAACAGCUGGUUUACUUUCAGCGUUAUGUAAAAGAUAAAUCAUGAAGGACUGCAGAUGAAGUGUUCAGAGUGUGUGCUGUCUUAUCAGUGACUGUAACCUCCCCUUUCAUUUGAGGUUUUUUUUGGUUCUGAUGGUAAUACUAAUGUCCCAAGUCAUUUUAGUCAGCUUAAUGUUGUUUUUUCUAAUUAAUUUUAAAUCUCACAACUAUACUGAUUUGUAUCUUCUGUUUGAAGUACUUCCAAUGUCACUAUCUCAUCAUUAUUCCAUCUACAGACUUAACACUCCACCCCUUGUUUGUCAUGGUUCUGCCUCUGAUACACCCAUGAAUAAUAAAGACAAAAACACUACCCUGAAAA